UCAAUUGAAUUAAUUGUCUUAAAGUUUGGAUAUGUUUUGAGACAAAGAUAUUAUUAAUUAUAAUAUUGUGUUCAUUAUCGACCAUCUGUUCAUCGAAGUGGACAUCCGUUGCAGUGAUGUCUUCGAGCACUUCCAAUAUGUUUUGUUCGCGUUGUAAUGAGGGCUUCGAGGAAAGGGAGAAAAUCGUCAAUUCCGUCAUCAUGUAUCCCACAAUUCGUGGGGGUGAGGUAUGGCAUCAGUCAUGCUUCGUAUGCGCCCAAUGUUUCCGUCCGUUUAGCAAAGACGCGAUCUUUUAUGAAUUCGAGGGCAGAAAGUAUUGCGAACACGACUUCCAUGUGCUGUUCGCCCCGUGUUGUGGUCACUGCCAUGAGUUUGUCAUCGGUCGGGUAAUCAAAGCGCUGAACAACAACUGGCACCCCAUGUGCUUCAGGUGCGAGUUAUGCCAAACUCCUCUCGCAGACCAGGGAUUCUUUAAAAACACCGGUCGAGCCCUUUGUCACGACUGCAACGCCAAAGAGAGAGCCGCCGCUAUCGGCAAAUAUAUUUGCUUUAAGUGUCACUCUAUUAUCGAUGAGGGUAUUCCUCUUAAGUAUAAGGGCGAGCCCUACCAUCCCUAUCACUUCAACUGCAAGAACUGUGGCGUCGAAUUGAAUUCUGACGCCCGGACUAUUAAAGAGGAACUCUAUUGCCUUCGAUGUCACGACAAAAUGGGAAUUCCUAUCUGUGGUGCCUGUCAUCGGCCCAUUGAGGAGCGUAUAGUGACAGCACUGGGCAAGAACUGGCACGUCGAGCACUUUCCGUUUCUGGGACACAGACACUAUGAGAAGAAAGGACUGGCCUAUUGUGAGACACAUUAUCACCAAUUGUUUGGAAAUCUAUGCUAUGUUUGCAAUCAAGGUGAUGUGUUCACAGCACUGAAUAAGGCGUGGUGUGUAGAGCACUUCCAAUGUUCCUGGUGCGAUACCAAACUCAACCAGAAAUCCAAGUUUUAUGACGUGGAUCUUAAGCCGUGCUGUAAAAACUGUUAUGCUAAGUUUCCGACAGAACUGAAGAAACGUCUGAAAAAGCAAUACACAGAGAGAACCAUUACUACGAAGAAACAUAUCGUUUUACUCGUACAGAUAUAA
Oppiella nova is the source of this 1127-nucleotide messenger RNA. The record is from the annotation of a GenBank genome assembly. Lineage: Eukaryota; Metazoa; Arthropoda; Arachnida; Sarcoptiformes; Oppiidae.